UCUCCGUUUGAUUGACGUGUGUCCUUGAGCUCCCGGGUGGAAUUAAUCGCGCGUGUUGCUUGGAAAACUCUUCGCUAUGGGGAAUGCGCGAUUAAAACACCGAAUAUAAUCCGCGAAUGAAUAAAGUUGAGUUAAAUCUUUACCUCAGAGUGGAUGUUGUAAUCGAAACACACGACAGGUUGAUCAGCGGCCUCUGUGUGUGUGUGUGUGUGUGUGUGAGCUCGGUGUUCUGGACCGGAUCUGUAGAUGUGGAUGUGAAUUGUGAAUAUGGAUCAUCGGAACGGGAGUCAGUCCACUCCACAGCCGCAGCUCCGCAUUAAUGUGCCCAGCACCGCGCAAGAGAGAGUGCCCAGUGUUGAUCCGUAUGGAUUCGAGCGCUCGGAUGACUUUGAUUAUGAAUCCUAUGAAGAGCUCAUGUCUGAGUACUUGGCAGUGCUCACUAGAAGGUCUAUCAAGUGGUCAAAACUGCUGCAGGGGAGAAGGCGUGUGGACAGAAAUGUGAAGAUAAAGCGUUACGUACGGAAGGGCGUUCCUAACGAGCAUCGUUCACUGGUGUGGAUGGCGGCUAGCGGCGCUCAAGAGCAGCUGGACAGAAACCCUGGAUAUUACCAAUCACUGCUGAACAGUCAACAUGACCCCAGACUAGUGGAGACCAUCCGGACAGAUCUACACAGAACGUUCCCGGACAACGUUCAGUUCCGUAAAUCAGCUGACCCGUGUCUGCAGAAAGCCCUGUAUAAUGUUCUCUUAGCAUAUGGACACCAUAACAAAGCUGUGGGAUACUGUCAGGGUAUGAACUUUAUUGCAGGAUAUCUCAUCAUAAUAACUAAAGAUGAGGAGAAAUCAUUCUGGUUAAUGGAAGCGCUUCUCGGCAGAAUCCUUCCAGAUUACUACACUCCAGCGAUGUUGGGUCUGAAGGCGGAUCAGGAGGUUUUGGGCGAGCUGGUAAGGAUGAAGGUCCCUGCGGUCUGGCAGCUCAUGCAGGAUCACGGCAUCAUGUGGACUCUGGUGGUCUCACGCUGGUUUAUCUGCCUCUUCAUCGACAUUCUACCUGUGGAGACGGUUUUGAGGAUCUGGGACUGUCUGUUCUAUGAGGGUUCUAAGAUUCUGUUCCGUGUGGCUGUGACUCUGAUCCGACACCAUCAGAUGCUCAUUCUACAGGCCCAAAACCUGCCCGACAUCUGUGAGUGCUUCAAACAGAUCACCAGAGGAGCUUACGUGGAUGACUGCCACACAUUCAUGCAGAAAAUCUUCUUGGAGCCCGGAAGCCUCUCCAUGGCAACGAUUUCCAAGCUCCGGGAAACCUGCCGAGCUCGGAUAGUGUCUGAGGAAUCCUGAUCUGCCUCUUUAAGACUUCAGACAUUCCAAACUCUUUGUUUGCACUCGUUUUCCUACUGACUUUAACAAUCUAUUUUUGACAAGCAGAUUUCUGUAGACUUGAAGAUAACUUCAUAGUGUUUACUGGAAACAAAAUCAUGUUGAUGUAUAUUUUCUUACUUUUCUAGAUCUGCAGAUAAUCAGAUGCUGUAUGAAGGUAAUGACUGUUAGAUCACAUACUGACUGAGGAAGUCUUAAUGUUUGAGACUCAAACUUUCAUUUCGUUUUAGAUGACCAACAAUACUGUGAAAUAAAACCUUGAUUUAACACUCACACUGUGACUCAAACACUUAUAAUUGCCAGUCCAUUGCUCAGGUGUUAUUAGUGUGUCCUCUAAUGUAAGUCUAUGGGAUUUUGAUCAUGAGUGUGAUCUCUUGUAGCAGUUCACUUAUAUAAGAAGAGUUUAAUGAAACACAAAGAUGAGAGAGUAAGUCAUUAUUUAUUAACCCGUCACUCAGAUCAAAAAUACUGAAGCAUUCUUUACAAAUAUAAAAGCUCACACACUGCAACCGAUAUCAGCAAGAUACAGAAAAACAAUAUUUACUGUGUUCGACUUUUCUAGAAGGUUUUUCAUGUCUCAUUUGCUAAAUUAAUGCCAGUCAAAAGAAAAAGAAUGAAAUAAGCAUUAGGGCUGGGUAAGAAUCUUUCUUAAAGAGACAGUACAGUUUUAGCACAAGUUCUAAAACACAUUGUAAAUAAUGCAUGUAAACAAUAAACAUGUAACAUUAAUUAUAUAUACACUAUCGGUCAAAAGUUUUGAAACACUUGACUGAAAUGUUUCUCAUGAUCUUAGAAAUCUUUUGAUCUGAAGGCGUAUGAUUAAAUGUUUGAAAUUAGUUUUGUAGACAAAAAUAUAAUUGUGCCAACAUAUUAAUUUAUUUCAUUAUAAAACUAAAAUGUAAUAAAUAAAAAAAAAACUUCAAUACUGUUUAAAAAGCAUCCCAGGGUGAUACCUCAAGAAGUUGGUUGAGAAAAUGUCAGCAAAUUCUAGACAAAGAGUGACUACUUUGAAGAUGCUCAAAUAUAACACAGUUUUGAUUUAUUUUGGAUUUUGUUUAGUCACAACAUAAUUCCCAUAGUUCCAUUUAUGUUAUUCCAUAGUUUUGAUGACUUUACUAUUAUUCUAAAAUAUGAACAAAAUAAAUAAAUUGAUAAAGAAUGAGUAAGUGUUUCAAAACUUUUGACCGGUAGUGUAUAUGCGCAAUAUAAUAUGCAAUUUCAAGACAAAUUUAUUCAUGGUUAACAUGAAAUUUUUACAUUUCUAAAAAGUUCAAAUGUGACCAAAAUGAUAAACUAAUGAUAAAAUACCUUUUGUAAAUAUAUAUAUAUAUUUUUUUUUUUUUUUCUCCCCAAUGUUGAAUGCCCAAUUCCCAAUGCGCUCUAAGUCCUCGUGGUGGCGUAGUGACUCGCCUCAAUCCGGGUGGUGGGGGACGAAUCUCAGUUGCCUCCGCGUCUGAGACCAUCAAUCUGCGCAUCUUAUCACGUGGCUUGUUGAGCAUGUUACCGUGGAGAUGUAGCACGUGUGGAGGCUUCACGCUAUUCUCCGCAGCAUCCACGCUCAACUCACCACGCGCCCCAUCGAGAGCGAGAACCACAUUAUAGUGACCAUGAGGAGGUUACCCCAUGUGACUCAACCCUCCCUAGCAACCGGGCCAAUUUGGUUGCUUAGGAGACCUGACUGGAGUCACUCAGCACAAAAUGAACAUAUUCAUAAUUGACCAAGUAAGAAGGACUACUGUAUAAUUAACAGCAUAAGAUCAUUUUUUAAUAAGUGAGCAAAAUGGACAUUAUAACUGAAAUAUACCCAAAUGAAUUGGAAUCAGAAUUAAAACAAGAGCUUGUGAAUCAGAAUCAUAUUGAAUUUGGAAAUCUGUAUCAAUACCCAGCCCUAAAGAGCAUCUCUCCUAUAGUCUGUGUGUGUGUAUAUAUACACAGUACUGUGCAAAAGUUUAAGCGCUUGUGAAAAAUGUUGCAUAGUGAGGAUGUCUUCAAAAAUAAUGUCAUAAAUAGUUUUUAUCACUUAAUGUCACACAAAGUCCAGUAAACAUAAAAAAGCUAAAUCAAUAUUCAGUGUGACCACUUUUGACUUUAAAACAGCAUCAAUUCUCCGAGAUACACCUGGACACAGUUCUUCUAUUUCGGCUGUCUCAAUUGCUUCUGUCUCUUCAUGUAAUCUCAGACUGACUCGAUGUUCAGUGGGGGCUCUGUAGGGGCCAUGACACCUGUUGCAGGGCUCCCUGUUCUUCUAUUCUAUUUGCAAAAGUAAUGUUUGUGAGUUUAACAUUUGUAUUUCCUAUUGACACACUAAAGCUGAAGAUAUAAAUAACCAUCUUAAGACAAAUGCUUUUGUGAAACAUCUUAUGUGCCUAAGACUUUUGCACAGUACUGUACAUGUAUAUAUACAUGUUUAUAUAAACAGAUCAACCACAACAUUAAAAGCACCUGUCUAAUAUUGUGUAGUUCCCCCUCAUGCCGCCAAAUCAGCGCCAACCCACAUCUCAGAACAGCAUUCAGAGAUGAUAUUCUUCUCACCACAAUUGUACAGAGUGGUUAUCUGAGUUACUGUAGACUUCAUCAGUUCAAACCAGUCUGGUCAGCCAAUCGUGUGGCUGCAGUGCAUAAAAUCAUUUUAAUAUUCACAUCAACCAUCAGAAUGGGGAAAAUAUUUAAUCUCAGUGAUUUGGACCAAAUGGUAUUCUGAAAUGCAGGUUGCUCCUGACCCGUAUCUGCAUGAUUUCAAGCACUGCACUGCUGCCACACGAUUGGCUGAUUAGAUAAUCACAUGGAUGAUUGUUGGUGCCAGAUGGGCUGGUUUGAGUAUUUCUGGGAUUUUCACACACAACAGUCUCUAGAAUUUACUCCGAAUGGUGCCAAAAACAAAACUCAUCCAGUGAGCGGCAGUUCUGUGGAUGGAAACACUUGUUGAUGAGAGAGGUCAACAGAGAAUGACCAGACUGGUUUGAACUAAUAAAGUC
Myxocyprinus asiaticus (Chinese sucker) is the source of this 4352-nucleotide messenger RNA. It is a transcript of the gene grtp1a, whose product is annotated as growth hormone regulated TBC protein 1a. Lineage: Eukaryota; Metazoa; Chordata; Actinopteri; Cypriniformes; Catostomidae. The record is from RefSeq and is a predicted model, not a curated record. Bases 268 to 1338 code for a protein of 356 amino acids. The transcript has 8 exons.